AUGAUGAUGAAGCUGGUGGUGAGCAAAACGCCUCUCCGGAUUUUCUUGUCUUCUCCGACGAUGUCAAAGCUGGAUCCGGCGACGACAAGAUUAGUUGGCAAAGGAGAAGAAACUAAAGAAGCUGAUUACGAUUGUGAAGACUUCAUCUACAAUUCAAAUUCCUUUUCCCUUUUCAGUUUCUCUGCCGUGGUUGGACCUAAUGGGAGUGGAAAGAGCAAUCUGAUAGAUGCAAUAUUGUUUGUAUUUGGGAAACGAGCUAAGCAGAUGCGUCUCAACAAAGUGUCAGAGCUAAUUCACAACUCAACCAAUCACCAGAACUUGGACAGUGCUGGAGUUUCUGUACAGUUUGAAGAGAUUAUCGAUUUGGAAGAUGGCUCGUACGAAACUGUCCCUGGAAGUGAUUUCAUGAUUACCCGUGUUGCAUUCCGAGAUAAUUCUUCCAAGUAUUAUAUCAAUGAAAGGUCGAGCAAUUUCACUGAAGUUACCAAAAUUUUGAAGGGGAAAGGAGUAGAUCUAGACAACAAUCGUUUCUUGAUUCUUCAGGGGGAGGUAGAACAGAUAUCACUCAUGAAGCCGAAAGCACAAGGUCCCCAUGACGAAGGUUUUCUUGAAUAUCUCGAGGACAUUAUUGGAACGAAUAAAUACGUGGAGAAGAUAGAUGAAUUAAAUAAGCAGCUUUGGAGCUGCAAGGCGAAGGUUGAGAAGGUUGAGAAGAUUCAGACUGUAAGUUUGCCUUUGCUCUGA
Microthlaspi erraticum is the source of this 744-nucleotide messenger RNA. Lineage: Eukaryota; Viridiplantae; Streptophyta; Magnoliopsida; Brassicales; Brassicaceae. The record is from the annotation of a GenBank genome assembly.